Messenger RNA from Prunus mume (Japanese apricot), 1926 nucleotides. It is a transcript of the gene CIPK12, whose product is annotated as CBL-interacting protein kinase 12. Gene Ontology annotation, molecular function: protein serine/threonine kinase activity; ATP binding. NCBI's taxonomy places the organism in Eukaryota, Viridiplantae, Streptophyta, Magnoliopsida, Rosales, Rosaceae. Gene Ontology annotation, biological process: signal transduction; protein phosphorylation. The record is from RefSeq and is a predicted model, not a curated record.
UGUCUCCAAAACCAAAUAAAACAUCUCUCUUUAGUUUCUACACACACCACUUAUCAAUCAUCAAAACAACACCCAACAAACCAAACAUCACACCCCAAACUCAACAAAAAGCCCAAUAAAUCAACCCCAAAAAAAAUAAAAUUCGAUCAAACAAUCACAAAAACCCAAAUUCACCUGAGAAAUCGAGAGAGAGGGCCGUCCCUUCCCGGAGGAAUGGCAAACCUCACCACCAAAGCUACCGAUAACGGCGUCGCUUCCACCACCACCACCCCUACCAACAAAUCCAAAAACAUCCCAGCUCCACUUUUGGGACGCUUCGAAAUCGGCAAAUUGCUUGGCCAUGGCACCUUCGCCAAAGUCUACCACGCCAAGAACAUCAAAACCAACGAGAGCGUAGCCAUCAAAGUCAUCGACAAGGAGAAGAUCCUCAAGGGCGGCCUAAUCGCUCACAUCAAACGCGAGAUCUCAAUUCUCAGGCGCGUUCGCCACCCAAACAUCGUGCAGCUUUUCGAGGUCAUGGCCACCAAGGCCAAGAUCUACUUCGUCAUGGAGUACGUUCGCGGUGGCGAGCUCUUCAACAAGGUGGCCAAGGGCCGCCUCAAAGAAGAAGUUGCUAGAAAGUACUUUCAGCAGUUAAUCUCAGCCGUCGGAUUUUGUCAUGCUCGCGGCGUUUACCACCGUGAUUUGAAGCCGGAGAACCUCCUCCUCGACGAGAAUGGCGAUCUCAAGGUCUCUGAUUUUGGAUUGAGCGCAGUUUCUGAUGAGAUUAAGCAAGAUGGUCUAUUUCACACGUUCUGUGGCACGCCGGCUUAUGUGGCGCCUGAGGUUUUGGGUCGAAAGGGUUACGAUGCUGCAAAGGUCGAUAUUUGGUCUUGUGGGGUUGUGUUGUUUGUGCUCAUGGCUGGAUAUUUGCCUUUCCAUGACCAAAAUGUUAUGGCUAUGUACAAGAAGAUCUACAAAGGCGAGUUUCGGUGUCCCAGAUGGUUCAGUGCUGAGCUUGUUAGGUUGUUAACUCGUCUGCUUGAUAUAAAUCCUGAUACUCGGAUUACAAUCGCGGAGGUCAUGGAGAAUCGGUGGUUUAAAAAGGGUUUUAAGCAUAUCAAGUUUUACAUUGAUCAUGAUGACAGGCUUUGCAAUGUUGAAGACGAUGAGGAGGACAGAUUUAGCGAUGUGAGCUCGCUUUCUGAUCAAUCUUGUAUGUCAGAAUCGGAGGCUGAGUUUGAGACCAGAAGAAAGCUUACAUCUUUGCCUAGACCAGCCAGUUUGAAUGCAUUUGAUAUAAUUUCGUUUUCUGCCGGGUUUGAUUUAUCUGGGUUGUUUGAGGAGCGCGGUGAGGAGGCGAGAUUUGUGUCGGGUGCGCCGGUUUCGACGAUCAUAUCGAAGUUGGAGGAGAUUGCUAAAGUUGUGAGCUUUUCAGUGAGGAAGAAGGAUUGCAGAGUGAGCUUGGAGGGGUCUAGGGAAGGUGUGAAGGGCCCGUUAACGAUUGCCGCUGAGAUAUUCGAAUUGACACCGUCUUUGGUGGUUUUGGAGGUUAAGAAGAAAGCAGGGGACAAAGCAGAGUAUGACCAGUUUUGUGACACAGAGUUGAGACCUGGGUUGCAGAAUUUGAUGAUUGAGGAAAGUGCUGCUGCGAAUAAUGUUCCUCCUUCGUAUCUACCUUCAGAUACUGAAUAGGGAAGAACAGAAAGGGAAAUGGGUAUGCUUUAAUCUCUCUUUGUUUCUUUGUUUUUCUUUUUUUUCUGAUUUGCUAAGGCCGCUGUAAAGGUUCAUCUUUUAUUGAUUUUUCCUAGUUUCUUCGGUUGUUUGCUUUUGGGAAUUAGGUGAAGCUCUAGAUACUGCUCCGUACUGUCUAUUCUAUUCUUGUAUCGAGAAAGCUAUAGAUUAGAUAACAGAGAAUGGAAUACACAUUUCUACUUAUCUUGGAUU